AUGUUUUCCAGGUCCGGCGAACAGUUUGUUCAAAGUUCAGUCAAACAAAGUAUCAGGCAUGCUUCGAAGAGAACUCCUCCCAGAGCCGAUAAAAGAAUACCUGUUCAGUUAUUGAAAGACUUUCCCAAUGUAGGUGUUAGAGGUGAAGUGGUGAAAGUUCUUCCCUCAGUGAUGAGAAAUUAUCUCCACAUGAAUAACGGUGCUACGUACCUCACAAAGACUAAAGGUCCGCGUAUUCCAAUUGUGGAUAGGAGUGUGUUCCUUGAGCAACAAGAGAAGAUAAAGCAAGAGAAGGCUGAACUCUUGAGGGAACAAAGAAGAAAGGAGCUCGAAGCUCAAGCCCAAAGGGAAAGCGAAGAAAAUAACGAAGCUGCAUUGUCAUUGGAAGAAUUAUCGGGUUUAUUUGACAACAUUAAAAGAGGUAGAAAGUCCAAGUCUAAGAAGACGGCUAUUAAGUUGGAUGGAGCAGAGGUAGUCGAAGCUGAAACCGAAGAAACAUUUGCAAACUCUGUAGAGUCGACCGUAGAUAUCUCUUACACAUCUUUCGAUGUCACUGAGGCCAUUCCUGCAAGAUACAAUGUGUACUUGAGUGAAAAUAUAAUACUUCCAAUUACCAAAUCAUUCUUGAUUGGCCAAUUCUACGAUGUUUCCGGUCUUGAAUUGCAAGAACUGGCCUUGACUUUGACCUCUCAAGAAGAAGGUGCCGUGGAGACUGAAGAAGUCAUUGCUCCAGGUACUUAUACCUUGUCUAUUUCCGUUCCAAAUGAGCGCGACCCAGUUGAGAGAACCUUAGUCGUGCAAUGA
Messenger RNA from Dujonia railenensis, 804 nucleotides. The record is from the annotation of a GenBank genome assembly. NCBI's taxonomy places the organism in Eukaryota, Fungi, Ascomycota, Pichiomycetes, Serinales, Debaryomycetaceae.